This is a messenger RNA of Juglans regia (Persian walnut), 1313 nucleotides long. RefSeq lists its product as uncharacterized. Gene Ontology annotation, cellular component: chloroplast thylakoid membrane. NCBI's taxonomy places the organism in Eukaryota, Viridiplantae, Streptophyta, Magnoliopsida, Fagales, Juglandaceae. The record is from RefSeq and is a predicted model, not a curated record. The transcript has 4 exons. Gene Ontology annotation, molecular function: protein binding. Bases 124 to 1143 code for a protein of 339 amino acids.
AACUGAAUAGGCAUUUUUGUCCUUACAACUUCUUCAACAGCCCAAAUAUCUCUCUCCCAACUGUCUUUUCAGCGGGAACCCCAUCCCUCACCCUCAAUUCUCUCCGCUCUAUCCUCCGGCGUCAUGGCCGUCGUUCUCGGAAAUUUAGCUCUGUUGCUUGACUUGGCCUCGCCUCGGACCCUACUAGCGGACCGCAAGAGCCGUCCGGUGGCGCUCGACGUCGUUUUGAACCUGCCGAAGAGAUUCGACCCUCACGCUUCCUACUACGCUUCUAUUGCUUCCAAGAGCUUCGACUCGGACGGGGAGGCUCGGAACAAGCGAGUCGUUGCCCGUGGCAAGGCGAAUUCGAAGGUCAACGGCGUGGAUUUCGAUGCGGGAUCAAGCGACGAAGAGGGAGAGGAGGAGCCGUUCGAUUGGGAGAAGGAAAUGCGGAGGAGAGUGAAGGAGAUCGAGGAGAGGAGGGAGUUGGAGAAGAAAGCGGAGGAGUUGCAGAGUCGACUGGAGGAUGGUGAAGGUGAGGGUAAAGAAGAGACCGAGGAGGAGAAGAGGAUGAGAGUUAAAAAAGAGCUCGAAAAGGUGGCUAAGGAACAGGCGGAGCAGAGAGCCACGGCACAGCUGAUGUUCGAGUUGGGCCAAAAGGCUUAUGGAAAGGGAAUGUACGGACGGGCCAUUGAGUUUCUUGAAGGUGCCCUCACUAUCAUCCCUAGGCCUACACUCUUUGGUGGUGAGAUUCAAAUAUGGCUUGCUAUGGCGUACGAAGCCAAUAACCGCCAUGCAGAUUGUAUUGACCUCUACCAGCAAUUGGAAAGGAAGCACCCAAGUGUCAGCAUCCGACGCCAAGCUGCAGAGCUUCGUUACAUUUUGCAGGCACCGAAGCUAAAGAUUUCCCAAGAGGAGAUGGUUACUAUACCGCUCAUUGGUUCUAGUUAUGACAGCUAUGCUGGAACAUGGAGUGAUAAAUACAAGGACAAGGAUGAAAGGAGAAGUUGGUCAACAACCAAUCAGCUUCCAUCAUCCAGAGACUAUCUUAGUGACUUUCUGGUAUGGCGGCCUCCUAGUGGAGUUGAGAACAGUAGAGCUCUCUGGGUGGCUUUGACAUUAUGGUUGGGCUUGGUUGGAGCUGCCCUCUUCCUUCAGAGAUGAAUCAUAUAUGCAUAUAGUAUCGGUAUUUGUCCAUUCAUGACGUGUUCAUUAAAAACUAUAGGUUGGUACUUCGUUCUAAAUUGUAAUUUUAAGCUUGUAUGUAUGAAGUAGAUGUAUUUCUUACAUUUCCUAUAGUUCGUGGAAUGUAAUUCUUUCAUCUUUUCUUUUGA